AUGCAGAAGCAAUUCGUCGGUCAAGACGAGGAGGAGGAAGAACAAGCUUCCACGCCGAGCAACAGUCAGGCCACCUUGCUUGACGCGCGCACGACAGGGUCUGCCGCAAAUGCGAGGUUAUUGUUGCGCUUGGACCAGAAGCGCACGGGGAUUUUGUCCAACGUAGACGAUUUGUUAUCCACUGUGACGCAGACGCACUCCAAGCUCAUGUCUGUUGCUGAGGACCUGAAAGAAGUGCUGAACGAGUCCCGACAGCAUGCAGUCUCCAGCGAAGAUGCACUAGCAAAAAGCCGCCUGGCUACGGAAGCAGCCAUCAAGGAACGUGACUCUGCGAUGGCAGCUCAAAAGAAGAUGUCGUCAGAGGCCCUCGACGCAGCAACCCUCGUCCUAAAGCUCCAGGGUGAGGUCGAGGUGGCCAAACAGGACAUUGCACGACUUGACAGCCUACUCGAUUGCACGAAGAAUGCUCUGACAUCCCAGAAGGCCAUGAACAACAAACAACUGAGCCAGCUAGAAAUCCAGGAGACCACCGUGGUACAGUUGCGGGAUGCGUUAAAAGACGCAUCUGGCCAAGCCCAACGGUCAGCGUCCCUGGUGAAGGCCAAAGAAGCCGCCACGGAUGCUGCCAUUCAAGGUCGCAAAGACGCGGAUCGCAGAGCUCGACGCGAUUUGGCCAAGGCGAACGAAAAAUUGAAGUCCCUCCAAGCUGCCAACCAACAGCUGAAAGACGAACUGGCAGCCUCAAUCGAAGUGCAGCAUUCACUCAAGACUAGUCUGUCCGAGGCAAACGAGUCUGCGUCCAGAGUCAGUUCUUGCGUCAAAGACGCUGUUCCAAUGUUUUGGGACUGGGUGGCUUCCAAUUUUCGGCUCAAGAAUGAAUCUCGGGUGGACCAACUGCUCGCUGCAUGGGUGGCCGACGAUCGGGACAUCUUUGCUGAACACAUGGACACUGUGGCCAUCCUAUGGGAAACUGCAUCGUCGCCGCCACGGGCGGCGCCAUUCCUUAACCGAGUUGUUGGCAAGGAUAUCCGUUCCUGGUCUGUCCCUACUCAGCCUUCUGGGGCUUCUGAAACGUCCCCCUCUCUUGUCAAUCCUGUAACCAUGGCCCAGUCGACAGCCCGAGCCAAACGUUCUUUCGACGGUGAUAUCUCAAUCAAGAGUAAGAAAUCCCGUCCGUCGUCUUCCGACCAAGUCAUCCCUCCGGAACCCAACACCUUGCCUCCUGAUGUGGUAUUGGCGUACGAGGCGCUGGCGGAUCAGAAGCCUUGGGAGCGGUAUCAAUCUCAGGAGUCAUUCGUGCCAGUGGCAUUCCGAGUUGAUCCGGUGUGGGCAAGUUUGCAUCAAGCUUUGGUUGAGUUCUGGGCUGUUCAUGCAAGAGCAGUCUGGAAUCGCUGGUACCUUCCGUGUUCCUCCAAAUCGGCGGAUAACGAUGUUGACGCACUCUUGAGUCCUAUGACAAGCCUUGCAGGGUGCCUGUACCGCGUCUUGAAAGCACACGGCCCGGAAUUGAUGCAUUUUCUGAGCUAUCCUCAUGCGUUCUGGCCGGUCUACCUCCAGCAGGCCAUCACUUUGAAGAAGUUGGUCUUGAAUCGAGGUGAAGAAUGCGUCCUAGAGUACCUGAGGUCAUCAGCCCACAAAUGGUGGCCCGACGUUCCUUCAGUGUCCAAAACGAAACCUUGGAGUUCGCCUCCCCAAGCGACUCUCUCAUUUCUCAAAACACGAGUACUCAAGACCCACCACUUGUCCAAGUUCGACCCCUCCGAUCCCAAUGCAUGGACCCUGCAAGCUGUUCGAAAUGCGCUGCAAUGGAUGAUUGAUGUGGCGGAUGGCUUCCAGGCUUCCUCUCACUCCAAGAGCCAGUUCCCGUUUGUACAUGGACCAAAUUGUCAGCCUGCAGAAGGGUCCCAGUGGGCUCACGGACUGACCUUGCCUCUCGGUGUUCCGUCUAGCGCGCAAGGGUCAGGAGACGCUUCGACCGUUUCAAACCCCAAUAAUUCUCCCGACAGUCCCCAACAGCAAAACCACUCUUGA
Aphanomyces astaci is the source of this 2031-nucleotide messenger RNA. RefSeq lists its product as hypothetical. Bases 1 to 2031 code for a protein of 676 amino acids. Lineage: Eukaryota; Oomycota; Saprolegniomycetes; Saprolegniales; Verrucalvaceae. The transcript has a single exon. The record is from RefSeq and is a predicted model, not a curated record.